AUGUCUGGAGAUGCUCAGAACUUUUUCCUGGAUCUGUGCUCUGAGAUCACCCUUGGUGUGGAUCAAGGCUCAGCUGCCAUCCAGGGACCAGGAAGUGUAAGAGGCUACGUUGGAGGGUCCUUGAAUGUGACCUGUUACUAUGACGAUGGGUAUGAGUCGUACUGGAAGUGGUGGUGUCGAGGAGAGGGCUGGCGUUCCUGCAGGAUCUUGGCACAAACCACUGGAACAGAGCAGGCAGUGCAGGAGGACCGCGUGACCAUCAGGGACAGCCACAGUCGGCGCAGGUUCACCGUGACCAUGGAGAGGCUCAGUUUCGAUGACAUAGACACGUACUGGUGCGGGAUUGCAAGAUCUGGAACUGAUCUGGGAGUCCAGGUGAAAGUGUCCGUGGUCCCAGCACCAACCACCACGACACCACGACCACCACAACGACUACGACCACCACCACGACCACGACAACCACCACCCCCCCCACCACGACGACCACCCCACCACGACCACGAGGGCACCCACAACAUCAGUCCCCCAGAAGAGACCAGGCACUCCUCCAAUAUGACCGGUCUCUUCUCCAGCUCCACGAGCUUCCCCAUCCCCCUUCUCCUCUACAUCAUCCCUGCCAUUUUGUCGCUUCCCUUGCUGGUGGCCGCCCUGCUUAUUUGGAGGAAACGGAAGGGAAGACGUAUGACAGCUCUGGAGGCCUCACCAAAGCCGGAUGACCAGGAGGAGGAGAUGUCCUACUACGGGAAUCUGCCUUCACGUCCUUGUGAACCAGAGCCCAUUUAUGCCAACACGGUCCCCCGGAAGUCCCUUAGUGCCAGCAGGAAUUUUGAAGUGUCUAACAAGUACAGCAGCAUCAAGAAGCCCAAGGCUGGGUUCUGA
Molecule: messenger RNA, 879 nt
Organism: Suncus etruscus (white-toothed pygmy shrew)
Lineage: Eukaryota; Metazoa; Chordata; Mammalia; Eulipotyphla; Soricidae
Product: CMRF35-like molecule 1
Exons: 6
Coding region: 1-879 (292 amino acids)
Cellular component (GO): plasma membrane
Molecular function (GO): transmembrane signaling receptor activity
Source: RefSeq, a predicted model, not a curated record